AAGUAAAUCAGAAUGAGUUAUGCAGAAAAACCCGAUGAAAUCACAAAAGAUGAGUGGAUGGAAAAGCUCGGUAAUUUGCACGUCCAGCGAGCAGACAUGAACCGCCUCAUCAUGAACUACCUGGUCACAGAGGGCUUUAAGGAAGCAGCAGAGAAAUUUCGGAUGGAAUCUGGGAUCGAGCCUAGUGUGGAUCUCGAAACGCUGGAUGAGCGGAUCAAGAUCCGGGAGAUGAUCCUGAAAGGCCAGAUCCAGGAGGCCAUCGCCCUGAUCAACAGCCUGCACCCCGAGCUCCUGGACACACACCGGUACCUGUACUUCCACCUGCAGCAACAGCAUCUGAUCGAGCUGAUCCGACAGCGGGAGACGGAGGCAGCCCUGGAGUUUGCGCAGACGCAGCUGGCCGAGCAGGGCGAGGAGAGCAGGGAGUGCCUCACAGAGAUGGAGCGCACGCUGGCCCUGCUGGCCUUCGACAGCCCUGAGGACUCGCCCUUUGGAGACCUCCUCCAUGUGAUGCAGAGGCAGAAGGUGUGGAGUGAAGUUAACCAAGCUGUCCUGGACUAUGAGAACCGUGAGUCGACACCCAAGCUGGCAAAAUUACUGAAGCUUCUCCUGUGGGCUCAGAACGAGCUGGACCAGAAGAAAGUGAAAUACCCCAAAAUGACAGACCUCAGCAAGGGGGUGAUCGAGGAGCCCAAAUAGAGCCCCAUCCAGUGAGCCCGCACUGUCCUGCAGCCCUGGGCUCGCCAGCCCGUCAGUCUGUGGCCGGGGACUUCCGCUGCAGAGGGCUCUUCUCCCGUCCGGUACUGUGUUCUGACCCAGCGCCCUCCAUGGGAGGGCUCGCCUCUCCAUUGUUGCGGACUCGCAGGGAAGGGCCCGCCUGGAGGCCCGCUGCAGCCUGGGGCGUGCCACAAAGCCUGCAGGCUGGGGCUUGCCAUCGCAUGUGGCACGUGGGGUCGGGGGCGGCAGGGUGGGCACCCUCCUGUGGGAGUGGGGAACACUGGGCCCGGCAGGCUUCAUCUACAAGUGUUUCCAACCCCCCUUGGUUUUUGUUUCUCAGAGGAAAGUAUAUAAGUUUGUAAAUCUUAACAGCAGAGACAGCUUCUGUGUGCGGGUGUGGAGCUUGGUUUCCUUGGUCUGGGUUGUGUGGCUUUUGGGGAAGUCUGCGUGUGUGGGAUGGGCUGUGCGUUUUCGUUUAAGUAUACAUCUUGGUGCUGUGCCUGGUCAGAGGCCUGCCGUGGUGGGCUGGUGCGCCAUCUGCCAGGCAGUUCUGAAAAUAAAGGUCUCGGAUCUCGAGAAUAGCCCCAGGCCCUGUAGCGCCAA
Molecule: messenger RNA, 1320 nt
Organism: Tupaia belangeri chinensis (Chinese tree shrew)
Lineage: Eukaryota; Metazoa; Chordata; Mammalia; Scandentia; Tupaiidae
Gene: GID8
Product: GID complex subunit 8 homolog
Exons: 4
Coding region: 13-699 (228 amino acids)
Molecular function (GO): protein binding
Source: RefSeq, a predicted model, not a curated record